AUGUUCUCGGAAUGUAUGUAUCGCCAUGCCCUGUUUGAUGCCUUGCUGACUGCGGUCCCCUUCGUCCCCACCAGAUGCCUCACGCUUCCUCGCUCAGUCACAGUCGCGAGUAGCAUCUCGGCCGGACGAGCUUCAAAGAACCGGUCGUGCCCCCCCAGCCAGCGCCAAGGGAGCUCACGAUACCCAUCCUCGCGCUCCUUCUUAAGAAGCGGUGACCCAUAUCGACCGGGUGCAUCCCAGGUCUCCAACUUCCCAUUUGCCUCGCGAGCCUCGGCUCAACCGGCUCCCUUGUUCUAUAGUGCCACCGAUGAAUUCAGGGAAGAAGACGACGAGACCGAGCGGGAGCGCGAGAUUGCGGAUUUCUAUGCCUUGCAACGAUCACGGCGACAAUUUGGCGAUAGCAACCUAAAGGACUCCUCAGAGAACGACGAGGAUUCAAACCACUCAGUGGAGUUUGAUGAGGGGCAUUCUCGAUAUGACGAGCGUCCCGGUAAUGGAAAAGGGAUCAAGAGCUCCUGGCGCGGGGAGAAGAGCAUCCCUGCUCCCCGCCGCUCUCGGAUCGAGACGGUGGCGGAAGUGACGGAGCAAGAGCAUGGGUCUUAUGCCAGCCCAAGCAGCAGUAAAGCCAGGGGCAAUCUAGUCGAUAUUGGGCUAGAAGAUUCCUUUCGAGCCGACCCAGACAAUGCCAACCGGGCACCGUCUGAGAUCGCUGGCGACAAGCCGCCCAUCCAACGCUUCCGGGAACAACCUACCCUCAAAGAAGAUUCCUUUGGGUUCAACAUUACCGACAAUUCUGCAGACCAGACCAAACCAUUAUUCGCCUCUGAAGUCCCACGGCGGCCCAGCUCCACGGGUUCCUUCCCAGCGUCGAUUUCGCCUCUUACAUCUGAGACGACCAUGCACGAUGCGUUCUGGGGUCAGCUCUUUUUGAUCGCCCUGGCAGGACUAUUCGCUACUGCGUUUCUAGUCUACCUGCAUACUUCUGCUCCGUCCUCUGGAGACAAGUCACAAUGGGGCGACACCAUUUAUUUCACCGUCCAUGGAUCCUACUUUCUACUAGGGGUCUAUACUCUCGUAUCGGUUCUCGUGUCCCUUCUUUGGCUGGCCUUGCUUCGAUCCUAUGUGCGACCUUUGGUCUAUGUCAUCAUCGUUGCGGUACCCAUCAUCUUAUUCUCCUUUUCUUUGUAUCCUUUCAUCUCGAGCUUCAAAGGCGCGUGGAAUGGGACCAGCUUGCAAGACCGAGUGAUGCGCUGGGGCUCUAUCGUUCCCUUCGUGAUGGCCACCCUAUGGAUCUACAACGUUAUGCGAGGCCGUAGAUCGAUCGGAAAGGCGAUCGGUGUCCUCGAGUUUGCGUGUCGCAUUCUGGCUGCAAACCCAGAACUGCUUGCGCUCGGCCUGGUCAUCCUUGCCUGCGUCGUUUGCUGGACGUGGAUCUGGAUGCUGAUGUUCACUCGCGUGUUCCUCGGUGGCCACCUAUCGGGAUCGAGAUCAUUUAUUAUUGAUCUCAGCAGCUGGUGGCUAGGCGUCUACUUCGUGCUAAUUUAUCUGUGGUCGAUCGGGGUGAUCGCGGGAAUUCAGCGUGCCGUCACCGCUGCCACAGUCAGCCAAUGGUACUUCCAUCGUCUGGCAAGUCCAGCGCCCACGUCUAGACAGAUUGUCCAGGCCGCUAUCGUUCAUGCUACCACUACCUUGGUUGGCACCAUCAGCCUCUCGCGCCUGCUUGGGCUGCUGAUUCGGCUUCCCUUACUUUUUCUCCCCAGCCGACUGUCCUCACUGCUCAGUCUUUUUGCCUACUCUCUUAUUCCCACCCCCAUUGCGUAUCUGACAAACCCCCUCUCCCUGACCUACGCCGCAAUUCACUCGCAGCCGCUGGCGGCUUCUGCGCGAGGCUUGAGCCACAUGACCCUCCUCGCCCCAUCGGCAGCUUCAACAUCUCUCCAUCCUCGCGCCUACUCCCGCUCACCAGGAGCAUCAACAUCUCUCCUUUCCUACCGGCUUUCGAAAUUGAUUCUCCAUGCUGCACGCUUUAUGAUGUCUCUAGCCCUUGGUUUCGGCGGCUGGGUCACAACAGCCCGAAACCUAAACACGAGUGGUACCAUUCGAGGCAGUUUGUAUGCCUAUGUGGUCGGCCUAAUCGCAGGAACGAUUGGCUGGAGCAUAUUGGGUGCGAUGGAGAGCGUAGUUGCAGACAUUGUGGAUGCGGCUGUUAUUUGCUGGGCCAGUGAGGUUGGUGUUUAUGGCCGGGAAGCUCGAUAUUGCCGUGAGGCUGGGUGGUUAUUUGGUGAUUCAAACUCUGACUUCCGGCACGAGUAUGGGGAGGCCUAG
Penicillium canariense is the source of this 2325-nucleotide messenger RNA. RefSeq lists its product as uncharacterized. Gene Ontology annotation, cellular component: plasma membrane. Gene Ontology annotation, biological process: transmembrane transport. NCBI's taxonomy places the organism in Eukaryota, Fungi, Ascomycota, Eurotiomycetes, Eurotiales, Aspergillaceae. Gene Ontology annotation, molecular function: transmembrane transporter activity. The coding region runs from base 1 to 2325 and encodes 774 amino acids. The record is from RefSeq and is a predicted model, not a curated record. The transcript has a single exon.